AUGAAUUCAAAUUCCUUGGAAACUUUGGAAAAUAAUAUUACGAAACUAUAUGAUUGUCAUCAAAUGAAAGAUGAAUGUACAUUUCAAGAAUUUGUAUAUCACUAUACUUUAUAUGUAAAUAGUGGAAAUCAGAGCAUAGAUGAAUCUCAGCAUAGAAAAGUUAUAGUUGCAAAAGAUUGGAAUGAAUUUAAAAAUCAAUCAUCAAUUUUAACAAUUGAUCAAUCGUCCGUAUUAUUGAAUGAAAACCUUAAUAGACAACAACAAAAACAACAACGUUCACAACCAAAGAAAAUAAUUGACAUGAGUAAAUAUUGGUUUAUUUAUUGA
Heterostelium album PN500 is the source of this 327-nucleotide messenger RNA. RefSeq lists its product as uncharacterized. The record is from RefSeq and is a predicted model, not a curated record. NCBI's taxonomy places the organism in Eukaryota, Evosea, Eumycetozoa, Acytosteliales, Acytosteliaceae. Bases 1 to 327 code for a protein of 108 amino acids. The transcript is spliced from 2 exons.